Dicentrarchus labrax (European seabass) is the source of this 2577-nucleotide messenger RNA. RefSeq names its product phosphatidylinositol transfer protein cytoplasmic 1a (gene pitpnc1a). The transcript has 9 exons. Gene Ontology annotation, biological process: phospholipid transport. The record is from RefSeq and is a predicted model, not a curated record. Gene Ontology annotation, cellular component: cytoplasm. Bases 541 to 1533 code for a protein of 330 amino acids. Gene Ontology annotation, molecular function: phosphatidylinositol transfer activity; phosphatidylinositol binding. Lineage: Eukaryota; Metazoa; Chordata; Actinopteri; Moronidae.
ACACGGCUGCGCAUCCCUGGUCGGAGCUGUCAGGAAAAACUCCCAGGAGCAUGAGGCAGGCUGAUAGCUUUGGGGAACUGCUUUCCAGGUGAACACUGUUAGACGAAGAGCUGAAGAGCCACGGAGGGACCAGUCCUUGUCCCGGACGCGAGCGGCUACAAGAACCCGCUGGAAGCUCGACUUGUUUUGGUUGUUUGGUGUGAUUUCUCUACACUUUCCACUCUGCAGACGUUAUCCAGAGGCGAGACUGCUGCUGCUUUAGUAGUUUAAGCAGCUGCCGGGGUUUACAGCAGGGUUAUUGCAGCCCCUUGGAAAAGACCCCUCUUGUACUUCGGGUCUGGUGUGUGUAGAGACUCACGUAGGCAUAGCGGAGUCUGAUGCAGAAGUGAGGACGGGGUUUGGGUGAAUUUGUGGAUCUCAGUGGCAUCGUUUCAUUGCGCAAAUUAAAUCAAUAACUGUUUUGAAGAUCGCCCCCCCAAGACCGAAGUCCGGCAACCUCCCAUCUUUCUUCCGUGUUGCCGUCACCAUUGUGCAAGGACUAUGUUGAUGAAGGAGUACCGCAUCUGCAUGCCUCUCACAGUGGAGGAGUACCGGAUUGGCCAGCUGUACAUGAUCAGUAAACACAGUCAUGAACAGAGUGAACGUGGGGAGGGGGUGGAGGUGGUCCAGAAUGAGCCGUACGAGGACCCCGAGCACGGAUCAGGCCAGUUCACAGAGAAACGAAUCUACCUCAACAACAAGCUGCCCAGCUGGGCCAGAGCAGUGGUCCCUAAAAUUUUCUAUGUGACAGAGAAGGCUUGGAACUAUUACCCGUACACUAUCACAGAGUACACGUGCUCCUUCCUGCCUAAGUUUUCCAUCCACAUAGAGACCAAAUACGAGGACAACAAAGGCAACAAUGAUAAUAUCUUUGGCAGCGAGCCCAGAGAGGAGGAAACAGAGGUGUGGUUUGUGGACAUCGCCUAUGAUGAAAUCCCCGAGCGCCACUACAAGGAGUCAGAGGACCUGCGGCAUUUUAAGUCGAAGAAGACCAACCGAGGCCACCUGCAGGAAGGAUGGAUCAACAACCAGGACCCCAUCAUGUGCUCCUACAAACUGGUCACAGUCAAGUUUGAAGUCUGGGGCCUGCAAACACGUGUGGAGCAGUUUGUACACAAGGUGAUUCGAGAUGUCCUGCUUUUAGGACACAGACAGGCCUUUGCCUGGGUGGAUGAGUGGAUUGACAUGACCAUGGAGGAAGUCAGAGAGUAUGAGCGUGCCACACAAGAAGCCACUAACCUGAAGAUUGGCUCCUUCCCCCCCGCCAUCUCCAUCUCAGAGACCCCUCUGCCAUGCAGCACCCGCAGUGGCCCUAACAGCGCCCCAUCCACUCCCCUCUCCACAGAAGCCCCCGAGUUCCUGUCAGUGCCAAAGGAGCGUCCCAGGAAGAAGUCAGCUCCAGAGACCUUGACCCUGCCGGAUCCGGGCCGCAGGGAUUCAAUCUUCAAGCUGCCCAGCUUUUUCUCCUGGAACUCCAGUCCGCAGCCAGAAUGAGAGCGAGGCUGUGCCACUGGUGAACACCCUCGACCUGUGGAUCAGUGGAGGAUGCCUGCCCAGCACAGCCCACAAUGCCCCCUCAGCCAGCUGAAGUGAAGGAGACACUUUUCUCUGCCCUGGUGAUCCAAGCCCCUUCAGCAGACCCGCCGGUGUUACAAGCAAAGCAGACAGCUCUCAGGCUGCCUUUACAGGUACAGACAGGCAGCCCCUGAUCUCCACAGCAAAAAAGCCCUGCAAGGUUGAUAGGUAUAGUGCUUCUCAUUGAGAGUCUCACAAACGCUGGAGGCUCCUCAUUCUUCUCUCCUCCUCAGACAGCCAGCACCAUGCAUCAGACAGCACGGAGUCCAAUUAGUCAGAUUGAGUGUAGCGCACAUUCCUGAAUACGUUUUAUCCCACAGAGAAUCAUCUUACUUUCAUCCAAGCUCAGGGUGUGUUGAGAUUCAGUCACUGCACAUAAACUUUAUAUGUACAAAAUUUGUUUUUAUUUUCUGUUUUACCUUUAAGCAUCAGAGUCUCUGGUUUUGUUGUUGGGUCGGAUUCUCGUUGGCCGCUGUAUCAGUUGAGUAUUAUGUUUUCCACAGUCAGGUGUAAGGUGAUUGUGUAUUCUUGUAUAUACUGUAUGAACAUUAUUUAACCGGUAAAAUGUCUACAAGUACUUCAAAAAGAUUAUCCCAUCCAGUGAUGACGCUGCUAUGAAAUUACUCUUGUGUAUUUUCAUAGGGACAGGACUCUCUAUCUUCUGUAAGUGUUUGUUUAUUAUAGUGAGUCCUGUCACCCACUGGGUCUGUAAAUGACUUCUGUAAUUGCAUGAUUUUGACUCAAGAGGAUGUUUUUAAAUAUUUGUGAAUUCAAUGUUCUCUCUGUUUUCUUUAUCUCGGCCUCAUAUUUGAUGUUGUGUUUCAACUGAGUUUUUACAGACUGGUUAUGCGGUUUGCAUGUUGUUUUUUCUGCUUUAUUCAUUUCAACUGUAUUCAUUUUUAAGUCAUACUAUUGAUGGGUUUUGUACACAGUAAAUUAAAUGAAAUUCUGUUGUAUCCAUAA